AUGGAGGGUAUCUCGCCCUCGCCACAGUCACCUCGCGUCGACGCGAACGGGCCGAAAGGCGCCGAGGCGACCCUAGCUGACCGACUCAACUACCACGACCUUCCUAGACCCUUCAAGAACCCACACUUUGUCUCUCGCUUAUCCGUGCGCACCGCCUCAACAUCCACCACGGGCGUCAAGAAGAACGCCAAGCAGAUCCUCACGCUCGAGCGGGAACGCGUUUCGGGCGGGGAUGGGUUUUUGUCUGCUAUGCAGGUCGGACAGAAAUUGAGGGGCGAGCCGAUAGAUACGGGUGGGAAGAAGAAGAAGGGGUCAGCUGCAGAGGCGGGGACGGGACCGGUCAAGAAGGGGAAUAUCGCGAAUUUGAUGAGGGGGCGAAAGAAGGCUGGGCGGCCACCCGCUGGGGCGAGCGGCGUCAGUACGCCGAUGGAUGUGGAGGGAGGUGUGAGUGGGGCUACGACGCCGGCGAGAGAGGAGAGUCCGGAUGAGGAGGAGGGAGGGGAGGGGAAGGCGGUUCUUACUGGGCUGGAAGGGGUACCGAGGAAAGAGGUCUUUACUUACCAUACACCUGCCGCCCCGCCCUCGCUACUUCCAGCCAAGAAGUAUUGCGACAUCACCGGACUCGCGGCGGCAUAUACCGACCCAAGAACCAAGCUCAGAUAUAAAGGGCUGGAGCUAUGGCACGUCGUGCGGAAUUUGGGACCAGGUGCGGAUCAGGCAUAUUUGGCUCUGCGGGGAGCGCAGACCAGUCUGAAAUGA
Dioszegia hungarica is the source of this 759-nucleotide messenger RNA. RefSeq lists its product as uncharacterized. NCBI's taxonomy places the organism in Eukaryota, Fungi, Basidiomycota, Tremellomycetes, Tremellales, Bulleribasidiaceae. Bases 1 to 759 code for a protein of 252 amino acids. Gene Ontology annotation, biological process: chromatin remodeling. Gene Ontology annotation, cellular component: Ino80 complex. The record is from RefSeq and is a predicted model, not a curated record. The transcript has 4 exons.